GAUUGCAGAAGGCCUAUCAAAUAUUCAUAAUAAUAGUAUUAUCCACCGUGAUUUGCAUAGUGGAAAUAUUUUGAUACAAUAUAGUUAUUUUAUUUUCAUUGGUGAUUUAGGAUUAAGUAAAUCUGCUACAGAAGCUUACGUUAAUGACACUUAUGGAAUUAUUCCUUAUAUGGCACCAGAGGUUCUUCAAGGGCAAAUGUAUACUAAAGCUUCAGAUAUUUAUAGUUUUGGUAUGAUUAUGUGGGAAUAUAUGACAGGAAGAAGACCUUUUUGGGAUCGGGCUCAUGAUACUGAGCUGAUUAUUGAUAUUUGUGAUGGCUUACGUCCUCCAACAGGUAACAUUAACGCACCUAAAGGUUACAUUGAGCUAAUGAAAAAAUGCUGGGGCCCUAACCCAAAUAAAAGGCCAGCAGCUGAAAGAAUUUGGAAUAAAUU
Molecule: messenger RNA, 435 nt
Organism: Funneliformis geosporum
Lineage: Eukaryota; Fungi; Glomeromycota; Glomeromycetes; Glomerales; Glomeraceae
Source: the annotation of a GenBank genome assembly